Fusarium keratoplasticum is the source of this 591-nucleotide messenger RNA. RefSeq lists its product as uncharacterized. The record is from RefSeq and is a predicted model, not a curated record. Bases 115 to 591 code for a protein of 158 amino acids. The transcript has 4 exons. NCBI's taxonomy places the organism in Eukaryota, Fungi, Ascomycota, Sordariomycetes, Hypocreales, Nectriaceae.
ACCAUCUCGGUCACUCUAGAUCUCGCCACCCCGGUCGUUACUGAGGCACUCUCAAGUCUUUUGCACUCCAUCUUUUGUACUACUAGCUCAACGCUCAAGCUAGAUAACGCGAUCAUGCACUUUUCGACUGUCCUCUACGGGUUUGCCCUCCUGCAGGGCACUAUGGCGUCUCCCAUCAACGAGCCCGUUGCCGAAGUUGAGGCUCGCGACAUCGAGCCCCGAACUCCGCAGCUUGGGGAUAUCCCCUGGCCAAAUAUGCCAGCUCUAAAGAAAAAGGCUCGCAAGGGUGGCAAGGGCGGCAAGGGCGGCAAGGGUGGCAAGGAUGGCGGCGACGAGUGCGCUUCGACCGGCGGGGGGGACUCGAACAGUCAGGGGAACUACUGCUCUAGCGGCACCCAGUAUUGCUGCACCACCGAUGCCAAUGGCGUUCAAACCUGCGACAACUCGGAUGUCUGCAACGCAAAGAUCAUUUGCUGCAACAACAACUCCGGUUUCCAAAUGUGCAUUGGUGAUAUCGACUUCAACAUGCCCGUCACCAUCAACAUCAACAUCUACCACCGCAAGCGAGGCUAUAAGCAGAUCGAAUCGUGA